Molecule: messenger RNA, 360 nt
Organism: Amphibalanus amphitrite
Lineage: Eukaryota; Metazoa; Arthropoda; Thecostraca; Balanomorpha; Balanidae
Exons: 4
Coding region: 1-360 (119 amino acids)
Source: RefSeq, a predicted model, not a curated record
AUGAACGAGCUCCGUGAGCGCCGUCAGAACGCAACAAGAUUUCCGACGCUGCCGACCAACCUCCGCCUGAAUAUGGCGGUGGACUGGCGCCAAUACCUCUACCUGGCCAUGGUGCCGUUCCCGGCUCAGCGGACCGGAGUAUACCAGAAUCUCCGGCUGAAGGAGCUGGAGGACGCCAAGGAGGUGGAUGACGGCACCGGGGCGGCCAUGGUGGCGAUCGGCGUAGCGGCCCAUAAGACGGACUACCGCUACGGCGACGCCAUCGUGGUCGUCCCGAAGGAGCUCCACGAGCUUCUCUGUUUCUUCGUGGAGAAGAUACGCCCGGCAUUGUUAAAGGAGGGGGGCGGCCAGACUGGCUGA